This is a messenger RNA of Tachyglossus aculeatus (Australian echidna), 7735 nucleotides long. It is a transcript of the gene CR2, whose product is annotated as complement C3d receptor 2. The transcript has 39 exons. NCBI's taxonomy places the organism in Eukaryota, Metazoa, Chordata, Mammalia, Monotremata, Tachyglossidae. Bases 1 to 7020 code for a protein of 2339 amino acids. The record is from RefSeq and is a predicted model, not a curated record.
AUGGUCGCCCCCCCGCCUGUCUUCUGGGCCUUCUUGGCCCUCCUGGCCCCGGGGGUGUGCGGGAAAUGCGGCAAACCGCCUCUGCUCCCCUCUGCCAUCCAGAGAGAAGGCCUUGGGGAGAUGGAGUUUCCAGUUGGGGCGAAAGUGAAGUACGAGUGCCGGCCCGGGUACCGGAGAAUUUUUCAGAAGCAGCAGGUCCUCCUCUGCCUAGAAAACUCCCAGUGGUCAACGGAGGAGUUCUGUGCACGCAGGUCCUGUGGAAAUCCGGAACAGCCCGACUUCGGCAGAGUGCACAUCCCCGGGGACAUUCUGUUUGGGGAAAAAGUCUAUUACUCGUGCGACGAGGGGUUCAGGAUGAUCGGAGAAGCUUCCAGAUCGUGCGAGAUCGUGGGCGGUGGCGUUGCUUGGACCAAUGAAUUGCCAAUAUGUGAAAAAAUCCCCUGCAAGAAGCCCCCUUCCAUCCUCAAUGGGAAAUACUGGAGCAACAGUGACAUCUUUUUCUUUGGGAUGGUAGUCAUAUAUGAGUGUGAUGGUGAUACGCUCAGGGAGAAGCCAUUUGACCUCAUAGGAGAGAAACAGCUCUAUUGUACCAGCAAAGACAAUCGCACCGGUGUCUGGAGCAGCUCUCCACCUCGCUGCGUCCCUGCUGUUUCCUGCCCGAUCCCUGAAGUCGCCAACGGAGCUCUGGUCUCCACCUUCAAACCUAAGUACCGGCUGAAAGAUGUUGUGAAGUUUGAGUGCCUGCCGGGUUUCACCCUGCUGGGCUCUAGCACAGCUGAAUGUCAAGUCGGUGGUAUGUGGGCCUUGCCCCGGUGCCAGAAGGGGUGUCUGCCCCCUCCUGACAUUUCCCAUGGGAACCGGUCCCACAGGAACCUGGAAUUCUUUGAACCUGGGAUGGCCGUAGACUACACCUGCCUGCCUGGCUACUUGCUGCAGGGAAUGUACACGCUCAGCUGUAUGCCAUUAGGACACUGGAGUGCAAAGGCCCCCACGUGUAAAGUGGAGUACUGCCGACCACCAACUGGAUACCUCCUCCAUGGCCAUGUGGAAAUGCCUUCCAACUUCCAGCUCGGGGCAAAUGUGUCCUAUUAUUGUGACAAGGGGUUUCGGUUAGUUGGAGAACGCUCUAGUCGGUGCUCCAUGGAUGGCAGGACCGCCAGAUGGAAUUCAUCACCUCCCACUUGUGAAAGUAUCACCUGCGGUCGUCCCCCUGACAUCACUGGCGUUCAGAACAACGCCGGUUCUGACCGAGUCUUUAACUAUGGGAUCGCAAUCAGUUACCACUGUUCUGGAUUGCGCAGGAUGAGCAAGCUUCUGGGAAAUAAAAUGAUCUUCUGCACAAGUGAGGAUCAGGAGACAGGGGUAUGGAGACCAUCUCCUCCUCGAUGCGAACGUUUCCAGUCUACUGUCCGGUGCCCCGACCCUGUGGUCCCCAGGGCAAAUAAAGUAGCAGGAUUCUUUACUCCGUAUCGACAUGGAGAUUCUGUGACAUUUGCCUGCAACUCCAGCUUCACCCUGAAAGGCAGCGACACGAUUUGGUGCCAAAGCAAUAACACCUGGUGGCCUUCUAAGCCGACCUGUGAGAGUGAAAUCGCUUGCCCUCCACCCCCUGCCAUCCUCAAUGGGAGACACUCGGGCAGUGACUCGGGAGAUUUUCCCCAAGGAAUGGAAGUCACUUAUGAAUGUAACCGUGGUCCUGAGAGAGGAGUGAUGUUCCGGCUCAUCGGAGAACGAACCAUCUGCUGCAUCAGGGCCGGAGAGGGGAUUGGAGUCUGGAAUGGGACUGCCCCUCGAUGCGAGCUGUCCACCGCUGCUGUCCGCUGCCAGAAACCCCAGGUCCCCAAUGGCUACCCGGAAGACAGGCGGAAACCCACUUAUUCCUACAACGAGACGGUGAAGAUCAUCUGUGAAUCGGGUUUCUUGUUAAGGGGCAUCGGGCAGAUCCGCUGCCGACCAGAUAACAGCUGGGGUCCUGCUAUGCCGACCUGUGAGAAGGAUUGUCAGGCACCUCCAAGCAUCCCCCACGGGCGGCACACUGGCGGGGUGAUGGGCAACUUUGCCCCUGGGGUGUCGAUAGACUACAGCUGUGAUCCUGGAUACUUGCUCGUGGGAGACGGGACCAUCCGCUGCUCGUCCCAGGGAACCUGGAGUCCUGCUGUCCCACAGUGCACAGAGGCAUCUUGUGGAGGCCUAGAAGCACCGCCCAAUGGCCAGGUGAAAAGGCCACCAAGUCUCAAGGUUGGAGAGACCGUUACCUUUGCUUGUAAUGAGGGGUACCACUUAGUCGGUGAGCCCUCUAGUGAGUGUGUGGUUCUCGAGGGAAGCGCCGUCUGGUCCCAUGAGGUCCCUGUCUGUGAAGUGAUCCUCUGCCCUCCACCCCCAGCCCUCACAAAUGGGAGAUACUCGGGCAGCCGCAUAGGGGAUUUUCCCUAUGGGAUGGAAGUCAAUUAUGAAUGUGACCGCGGCCCUGAGAGCGGAGUGACGUUUCAGCUCAUCGGAGAGCGAACCAUCCGCUGCAUCAGUGAUGGAGAGGGGACAGGAGUCUGGAACGGGAAUGCCCCUCGGUGCGAGCUGUCCACCGCUGCUGUCCGCUGCCAGAGACCCCAGAUCCCCAAUGGCUACCCAGAAGACCGGUGGAAACCCUCUUAUUCCUACAACGAGACAGUGAAGGUCGUCUGUGAUUUGGGUUUCACGUUAAGGGGUGUAGGGGAGAUCCGCUGCCGAGCUGAUGAAAGCUGGGGUCCUGCUGUACCCACCUGUGAGAAGGAUUGCGAGGCACCUCCAAGCAUCCCCCAUGGGCGGCACACUGGCGGGGCGAUGGGCAUCUUUGGCCCUGGGGUGUCGGUAGACUACAGCUGUGAUCCUGGAUUCUUUCUUGUGGGAGACAGGACCAUCCACUGCUCAUCCCGGGGAACCUGGAGUCCUGCUGCCCCACAGUGCACAGGGGCAUCUUGUGAAGGCCUAGGAGAAUUGCACAAUGGCCAGGUGAAACGGCCACCAGGUCUCCAGGUUGGAGAGACUGUUACCUUUGCCUGUGAUGAGGGGUACCACUUAAUCGGUGAGCCCUUUAGUGAGUGUGUCGUUCGUGCAGGGAGCGCCGUAUGGUCCCAUGAGUUCCCAGUCUGUGAGGAGAUCCUCUGCCCUCCUCCCCCUGGGAUCUCCAAUGGGAGACACUCGGGCAGCCACUCAGGAGAUUUUCCCUAUGGAAUGGAAGUCAGUUACGAAUGUGAUCGCGGCCCAGAGAAGGGAGUGACAUUCCGGCUCAUCGGAGAGCGAACCAUCCGCUGCAUCAGCGAUGGAGAGGGGACGGGAGUCUGGAACGGGAAUGCCCCUCAGUGCGAGCUGUCCACCGCUGCUGUCCGCUGCCAGAGACCUCAGAUCCCCAGUGGCUACCCAGAAGACCGGUGGAAACCCACUUAUUCCUACAAUGAGACAGCGAAGGUCAUCUGUGAUUUGGGUUUUACAUUAAGGGGCGCAGGGGAGAUUCGCUGCCAAGCUGAUGAAACCUGGGGUCCUGCUGUACCCACCUGUGAGAAGGAUUGUCAGUCGCCUCCAAGCAUACCCCACGGGCAGCACACUGGCGGGUCGAUGGGCAGCUUUGCCCCCGGGGUGUCAGUAGACUACAGCUGUGAUCCUGGAUACUUGCUUGUGGGAGAUGGAUCCAUCCGCUGCUCGUCCCAGGGAACUUGGAGUCCUGCUGCCCCACAAUGCACAGAGGCAUCUUGUGAAGGUCUAGCAGAACUACCCAAUGGCCAGGUGAAAAGGCCACCAAGUCUCCAGGUCGGAGAGACCGUUACCUUUGCUUGUGAUGAGGGGUACCGCUUAAUUGGUGAGUCCUCUAGUGAGUGUGAGGUUCGUGCAGGGAGCGCCGUCUGGUCCCAUGAGGUCCCGGUCUGUGAACAGAUCCUCUGCACUCCCCCUCCUAUGAUCCCCAAUGGGACAUACUCAGGCAGUCGCUCAGGACAUUUUCCUCAUGGAACAGAAGUCAGUUAUGAAUGUGACCAUGGCCCCGAGAGCGGUGUUACGUUCCAGCUCAUAGGUGAGCGAACCAUCCACUGCACCAGCGAUGGAGAGGGGACAGGAGUCUGGAGUGGGAAUGCCCCUCGGUGUGAGCUGUCCACUGCUGCUGUCCGCUGCCAGAGACCCCAGGUCCCCAAUGGCUACCCGGAAAACGGGUUGAAACCCACUUAUUCCUACAACGAGACUGUGAAGAUCCUCUGUGAAUUGGGUUUCACUUUAAUGGGCAUUGGGAAGAUCCGCUGCCGAGCCGAUAACAGCUGGGGUCCUGCUGUGCCAACCUGUGAGAAGGCUCUUACCAUUGAGGCGUCUUGUGGAAACCUAGGAGAACUACACAAUGGCCAGGUGAAAAGGCCACCAAGUCUCAGGGUUGGAGAGACCGUUACCUUUGCUUGUGAUGAGGGGUACCACUUAAUCGGUGAGCCCUCUAGUGAGUGUGUGGUUCGUGCGGGGAGCGCCGUCUGGUCCCAUGAGGUCCCGGUCUGUGAACAGAUCCUCUGCCCUGCACCCCCUGCCAUCACCAACGGGAGACACUUGGGCAGUCAUUCCGGAGAUUUUCCUCAUGGAACGGAAGUCAUUUACGAAUGUGACCGCAGCCCCGAGAGAGGAGUGACAUUCCGGCUCAUCGGAGAGGGAACCAUCCGCUGCAUCAGGGCUGGAGAGGGGAUGGGAGUCUGGAACGGAACUGCCCCUCGGUGUGAGCUGUCCGCCACUGCUGUCCACUGCCAGAGACCCCAGGUCCCCAAUGGCUACCCAGAAGACGGUUGGAAACACAUUUAUUCCUACAAUGAGACGGUGAAGAUCAUCUGUGAAUCAGGUUUCACGUUAAAAGGCAUCGGGCAGAUCCGCUGCCAACCCGAUAACAGUUGGGGUCCCACGGUGCCAACCUGUGAAAAGGAUUGUCAGCCGCCUCCAAGCAUCCCCCACGGGCGGCACACUGGCAGGGCGAUGGGCAGCUUUGCCCCCGGGGUGUCAGUAGACUACAGCUGUGAUCCUGGAUACUUGCUUGUGGGAAAUGGGUCCAUCCGCUGCUCAUCCCAGGGAAUCUGGAGUCCUGCUGCCCCACAGUGCACAGAGGCAUCUUGUGAAGGUCUAGCAGAACUGCCUAAUGGCCAGGUGAAAAGGCCACCAAGUCUCCAGGUCGGAGAGACCGUUACCUUUGCUUGUGAUAAGGGGUACCACUUAAUUGGUGAGCCCUCUAGUGAGUGUGUGGUUCAAGCAGGGAGCGCCGUCUGGUCCCAUGAGGUCCCGCUCUGUGAACAAAUCUUCUGCCCACCACCACCCACGACCCCCAACGGGAGACCUUCGGGCACCCCCUCAGGAGUUUAUCCUCAUGGAACAGAGGUGACUUACAAAUGUGACCCUGGCCCCGAAACAGGAGUGACGUUCCUGCUCAUCGGAGAGAAAACCAUCCGCUGCAUCAGUGAUGGAGAGGGGACGGGAGUCUGGAAUAAUUUUGCUCCUCUGUGUGAGCUUUCUACUCUGACCGUUCGAUGUGGGAGCCCACAGAUCCCCAAUGGGAAACUGCUGUCUUGGCCGGAAGCCUCUUAUUCAUACAACGACACCGUGCUGAUUGGCUGCAAUCCUGGUUUCACCUUGAAGGGUAGCCAACGUAUCCGAUGCCAACCCGACAACACCUGGGGUCCAGCUGUGCCAACCUGUGAGAAGGAAUGCCAGCCUCCUCCCGCGAUUCUUCAUGGGCGGCACACAGGCAGGGAUGAGGGCCUAGUUGUCCCUGGGGUCUCUGUAGACUACAGUUGUGAUCCUGGCUUCGUGCUAAUGGGCAAUAAGUCUCUCCACUGUACACCUUUGGGGAUUUGGAGUCCUGCCGCCCCACAGUGUGAAGAGUCGUCGUGUGACUUUGUUGGAGAUGUCUUUACAGAGGCGCCCAGCGCCGAUGUUGUGCGGACUAUUAAUUCUACAUGUCAAGAGGGGUACCAUUUAUCCGGAUACAGUUACAGGCAGUGCUGGUCUGAAGAAGGCACUGGUGUCUGGUUUAAAGAGUUUCCAGUUUGUAAAGUUAUUUUUUGUCAGCCACCACCAGAUAUCCCCAAUGGGAGGCACACUGGCAGCUAUUUGGACAACUUUCCUUAUGGAACGGAAAUAUCUUAUAAAUGUGGUUGGGGACGCAGAUGGGAGGAGAAAUUCCAGCUCCUGGGAGAGAGACACAUCCGCUGCGUUAGCGAUGAUGAGAAGAAUGGGGUCUGGAGUACCCCCCCGCCCAAGUGCAUUCGAUCCUUUUCCACUUCCCAGUGCCCAGACCCUCAGGUCCAGAAUGGGUACAAAGUAUCCGGAGCUGCUUUCCGAUAUACCCUAAAUGACGCCGUGGUGUUUGCCUGCAAUUCUGGCUUCUUCAUGAAAGGCAGUCGCUUGAUUCAGUGCCUUGCCAAUAGCACCUGGGUUCCUGAGGUGCCACGCUGCAUCAGGAAGGCUUUGGCCUGUCCACCUCCACCGGAGAUCCUCGACGGACUGCACACUGGUUGGAACAAGGAACGUUUUCUUCCUGGAAUGUCUGUAGCCUACAUCUGUGACCCAGGCUACUUCUUGGAGGGAAAGACGACCAUUUCUUGCACAUUUGAAGGAACAUGGGACAGUCCGGACCCUUACUGCAAAGAGGUGAACUGUACCCUCCCAGAGGUCCCAGUUGGAAUCAGGAAGGACCUGGAGUUUGAAAUGAGUUACAGAUAUGGAGAUACUAUCACUGUAGAGUGUGACGCCAGCUACACAUUGGAGGGCAGUCCCCAGAGCCAAUGCCAGCGCGAUCAGAGAUGGGACCCUCCCAUAGCGGCUUGUAAAUCCCGCUUAAAUGGGCCUAUUGUUAUUGGAAGUCUUUUGGGUACAGUUAUUCUUAUUCUACUGGUUGGUGCCACAUGGGUGAUCAUUUCCAAACAUAAAGGAGGUAUUUAUACAACCAAAAACUAUAAAGAAGCAGCUGUGCAACUAAAUACAAGACAAAUAUAUACUGCUGAUCCUCAGAACCAAGCAAUGCAACAGGAACAGUAACAGAUGAAUUCAAUCCUUCCAGUAUGCUUAUCUGCUGGAUUACUUGGAAGAUGGAGAAAAAACUGGAAAUCCAACAUGCUUGUUGGAAAGGAGCCAGUGAACACUUUGGGUUUGUGAGUUGACACCCUUGCCAUUUUUUUCUACUCGUGAAUCCUUUGGUGGACUGAAGAAAUCACCCUUCUGGAUGAAAACCAAGUUUUGUUGUUGCUUCUUUCUGCCCCGGAAACUCUUCUCAAGUUGGCAUGAUGACAGAAUGGAAUUACGGCAACUAAAUUCACAAAAUCUACAAACUCUUCCUUGAAAUUUGAGGCUCUCUUCCUCUAAAUUGUGCUACAAUUGCUCGUCCCUUAACCUCUAAUUUCUCCUGCUGACAUCAUACUCAUUGCUUCUGCAGUGGAAUCUAAGUCCACCCAGUUGGUACCAACAUUUAACCAUUUAAGAAGUUACUCCCAACCCUUCCUUUGGUUUGACUUCCACAUUUCUUUUUUUAUGAAACAAGUUACCUUCCUGUUUCCUGAUUUAGUUUUAUUUUAUUUAGUUGGUCUGUAUUUUGGGGUUAUUCUAAGGUCAAGCAAUAAUUCCUAUUAAAAUUGAGAACUGUUUGAAGUCUCAAGGCUGUAAGGGGGAAAACUAAUAGAAAACAUUUGGGAGCAUCCCUGACUUUUUCUAUUUCACAUUCAUAAGCUUCGAGUUUUUUUAAUGGUAGUUGUUAACU